Messenger RNA from Vicia faba (fava bean), 1221 nucleotides. Lineage: Eukaryota; Viridiplantae; Streptophyta; Magnoliopsida; Fabales; Fabaceae. The record is from the annotation of a GenBank genome assembly.
AUGGUUAUAAGAUCGAAGAGCUCUGGCAUUAGGGUUUCUCUCUCUGAAUGGUGGUUGGUCACUUCAAAUGAAAGCUGGCUAGAAUCUGUGGAUUUAAUUGAGAUUGAGAACAAGAUAUAUGCGAGAGAUGUUACAGGACUGAUGGAUAAUUUUCCUGGUUUUCUUGUACUCAUAAUUGAUAAUGAUGAACGGGUUUGUGAUCAGAAUAAAGUAAAUGGAAGUGAUGUUACAUACACCAGUAACAAUGAAAUUGACUCGGAUGAAGCGAAAUCAAAGUCUUUUAGAAAAUUUAAACCGGAUGAGAUACCUUGUAUGCCUUCUAACAUUGAUCUUGAUGAGUGGAGUCACACUGAAUCCAGAACCAGUAGUAUCCCAUCUCACGCUUCUACAACUCAGUCCACGAAUUCUAUGAGUCAGUUCCUUUCUCAGUGCAGUCUCAUUCCAGGUAAUAUAAGCUUCAAACUUAGCAGAACCACCAGCUUGGGGUCAUCUCGACCUUGUCCUGAUUCUUCACAAAGUCUUUCUAUGUUUAACAAUGAAGACGAGCUUAGUCUCCAUAAUAGAAAUCAAACUCAACAAUAUAGGGACGAUAACAGAGGUCAACAGGCUGUGAAUGUCGAUAAACAUGAGAAGGAUACAAGAGCAUGGACAAUACUUGAAGGGAUGACUGCACCUCAAGCUGCUAGAGUUAUUCAUUCUGACUUUGAGAAGGGUUUCAUUCGAGCAGAGAUAGUGGCUUAUAAUGACUUUGUUGCUGCUGGUUCACUCGCUGCAGCACGAGAAAAAGGACUUUUGAGAUCUGAAGGCAAAGCCUGCUGCCAAAAAACACCCCUUUACCGAUCCAGCAAAAACACCCAAAAAACACUUCAUAACACAGCUUCAUCGUCAUCAUCAAUACAACUUCAACAACCUCCAAUUCGCAGAGCUUCAUACUGCAACUAUCAUCGCGCAACUUCGAUCAUCGUCACUGGUAUUUCACCAAAUCUGCAACAACGACAAAUCUGCAACCUUGCAUCAUCAUCAUCGACUCAAAUUUUAGAUCGGUUUCAUAAAUAUCGCGAGUUAUGCAAUAACAUAAGGAUGGAGUUUGAGAAGGUGAAUGGCGGAAGAAGAAAGAAGGAGAAUGAUGAUGAUGCCACCACGGUGCGGCACGGUGCGAGUGAGAAGAGAGGAAGUUUUGCAGCUCCGUGGUUGAGGAAGAAGAGACCUAGGUUGAAGUGA